GAGAUUUACCUCAGUUCGUGCAGCAUCUUUGCGAGCUUCUGGAUUAGCAGCUCGCAAUAUGGCUUUGAAGGAAACCAAAAGUGCAUCUUCAUCCAUUCCAACUAAUAAUCUGGCCUCAGAAAAAACUGAUGUUAGUGUUACUGAUAAUGCAGUAUCUGCAAUGGAACCUGGGAAGGAAGGUGAUCAAGAGCGAGAUCUUGGGAGAUACAAUGGAAUAGUAAAUAGCUCAAAGGAUGAGAACAUGGCCAGAGGUGGCAAUUUGACGGCGAGAAAACUUUUUACUGAGGACUUAGACAUUGAAACAGAGGAACUUCCUCGAGAUACAAAUGGAGGUGAAGAAUUGGUGAAGUUGCGUACUUAUGAUCUGGCAGGGUUAAGCUAUGUUGAUUCUCAAGAACCUGGAGAGCUAUCACAAGCUAAUGCACUUGACUUUGUGGAUAGGUUUAUUAAAGAGAAUGUGGCUGAGUUCGACAAAGAAAUAGUGCGUGGAAGUACUGCAGGAAAUUCAAAAUGUGUUUCAAGUAUAAAAGGGCCACAAAAGUUGGCAAAGAAGGCUAAUGAGCAAAGUAUGAUUGGAGAACUAGGCAUUUAUGAUUGGGAUGAUAGCCAUGAAGAUGAAGGAGGGGGUGACAUUUUUCACAGAAGAAAGGAAGACUUCUUUGGUGGUGGAAGCCUUGGAAGGAGACCCUUGAAGACUGGAGUUAAUGGACUGCACGAGCUGAAGGAUGGUAAAAAACAGGUAAAUGGGAAUGAUAAGAGGAUGGACAUAUUUAAUUCUGAUACAAAAUUGUUGUUGCGCAAUCGCGAAGUUGACAAAAAAGUUAAUGAACCUGAAAUGAAGUUUAGAAGGAAUCUCAUCAAUGAAUUGGACAAACAGUUGGAAAAAAAUCCUACCAAGGCAGAUGUUCCAGAAAUGCUAGAUGUAGGAUUUGAUACUCAGAUGGCUGCUGAAGCUAUGGAAGCCUUAUUUUAUGGUGAGGACGCUGCCAACUGUGAUGUUAAUGAUGCUUGUCAUGGUGUCAAAAAGAAUUCUAGUUCUCUUGAAGGUCCAAAACAGCCAUCAUCAAGAAAAAGAUCAUGCCUUAAUGUUGUAGGGAAUGCUUCGGGUCAGUCCAUGAAAACUAGGAGGGUCGGUGCCAUCUCAAAUAAUGUAUCUUCAGUUUCUUCUGAGAAACAGUCUAAGAAUGUAAGAAAGCAGAAAGAAGUGGUCUUGGUUACAAUGAAAUCCGAGAAUUUCAGGAAAUGGUCUCAGGAGAAUAUUAAGAAAAGAAAAGCAGGAUCUUUAGAAAGAGGAAUCAAUUACGUGGAUGAUUGCACUGCAACAUUAAGUGGAGGUUCUUCACUUAACAAACAGCAUACGCAGGAGAAGAUUGGUAGUUUGGAACCCAUUGCCCAUCGAACUAGACGGUCAGUGAGGAAUACAAAUAUAGGCAUUCGGGCUUCUGCAAGGUUGUCUUCAAAAGAUGCGCAAUUAAAUAAAACUAAAAAUACCAAACCAAAAUUAGAUGAGAGAUUUGAGAAGAUGGAAGCUUUUACUGAUAGGAGCAAGAAUGAUGCAUUAAGUUGUCCUAGAAGGAAAAGAUCUUGUAGAAAUUUGUCAUGUCAGAUUAACAAGUCUGAUAACAUAAAUGAUCGAUCUGAGCCAUCUGCUACGCCAGAAGCUGGACGGACUAGCAGUGAAGACAAAAGGUCAUGCGGGAAAACUGGGUUAUCUAUAGAUGGUCAACAUGUUCUGUCUUCUGUUGACCUGGAUUUGGAAGGAAAAUUGCCACAGAAAAGAUUAGAGAGGGUGGGUUUUGGGAAUGCUCAAAGUGUGCAAACAAGUGCGAGGUUGGAUGAAUCGCCCAGAGAGAAACUUAGACCAUUUGAUUCAUCAUGUACUACUCCAUUUAACUGUAAAGUACCAGUUAGUGAGGUAUCACCCGUUUGUAUGGGUGAUGAAUAUUUCAAUCAAUCACGUCGGAGAAGUCUCUCAAAGUUUCUUGUGAGAGAAAUCAAAUUUAGCAUCAGUGGGCCUCAAUCUACAAGUCCACCAAAAGACUUGCGGAAAAGGAGGGAAAUUACUGAUGUUCGAGUCUUGUACAGUAACCACUUGGACGAAGAUGUAAUUAAGCGGCAAAAGAAGAUUUUGGCUCGUCUUGGAGUUUCAUUGGCAUCCUCUAUCAUAGAGGCAACACAUUUCAUAGCUGACCAAUUUGUGCGUACAAGGAAUAUGUUAGAAGCUAUUGCUUCUGGUAAACCAGUGGUGACACAUUUAUGGAUUGAGAGUUGUGGAGAAGCUAACUGUUUCAUCGAUGAGAAAAAUUACAUACUAAGAGAUGCCAAGAAGGAAAAGGAAUUUGGCUUUAGCAUGCCAACUUCAUUGUCUUGUGCAUCCCAAAAUCCUCUAUUACAGGGUUUUAAAGUCUUCGUCACCCAAAAUACAAAACCGGGAAAAGAAAUAAUUUCAAGUCUGGUCAAGGCAGUCCGUGGCCGGGCAGUUGAGACGACUGGUAGAUCCGCGCUUAAGGAUGGUUCAUUGCCAAAUGAUCUGUUGAUUCUGUCUUGUGAAGAGGAUUAUGAAAUUUGUGUGCCCUUUCUUGAAAAAGGAGCAACAAUUUACAGUUCGGAGCUGAUAUUGAACGGGAUAGUUACUCAAAAGCUGGAGUAUGGAAGAUACCGGCUAUUCACAGAUAAUAUGAGGAUAAUCCGUUCUACAAUGAGGCUGAAGAAAGAUGGCUGCAAGUUCCUCUCGUUGACUAAAAGCAAGAGAGACUAAUUUUAGGUUAUUUUAUUUUAUCUCCUGUUAUUUAGUGCAUUUCAACUUCUUUUCUUUUUUUCUUUCUCUGAGGGAUAGUAGUGGCAUUUCAGUUGUCCGUGCAUGUUGUGCUGCAGUGUCCUAAUUUUUUUUUUCCUUGUAAAAAAAAAUGUUUAUGCUGUAUAUAAAAAUCUUUUCUCCCAUGUAUUUUUUUUUUUCCUUUGACCUGAGGACUUUGAACAUAUUUUCAAGAGUUUCAAGGCAAGAGAUGGAUUCUCUAGAUUAAUCUAAAAAGACGGGGACAAUCAAAUGACUCCAUUAAGAUAAGUUCUAAAUUCGUGA
Messenger RNA from Morus notabilis, 3079 nucleotides. RefSeq lists its product as uncharacterized. Bases 59 to 2758 code for a protein of 899 amino acids. NCBI's taxonomy places the organism in Eukaryota, Viridiplantae, Streptophyta, Magnoliopsida, Rosales, Moraceae. The transcript is spliced from 6 exons. The record is from RefSeq and is a predicted model, not a curated record.